Molecule: messenger RNA, 2419 nt
Organism: Trichoderma harzianum CBS 226.95
Lineage: Eukaryota; Fungi; Ascomycota; Sordariomycetes; Hypocreales; Hypocreaceae
Exons: 1
Coding region: 117-2240 (707 amino acids)
Source: RefSeq, a predicted model, not a curated record
CAGAUUCUGAGAGAAUCGCGCCAGUAUUAACUAUCAACUAGCCCAGUCGCUGGGACAAGUCAAUCGCAGUUCUCCUCACUCUGCGUGGCCUUCUCAAUGGUCGCUAGAAUAGCAUCAUGACGCCCAGACGACUUGUCUGGCCUGGACGCCGCCUCGGACUGGCAGCCCUGAAAAACCAGCGCCAUGAUGCUUCUUCACUUUUGCCAUUGAGAUGCGGGCGACAAAGCACUGGCCAGCGCAGUCUAGCGUCCCUCACAGCUUCGUCCAAUGUACAGAGUCAUUUGUUUUCAGAGCUGACGCCGCCCAGCGUUCGGCCCGAGUUGGGGAUUCUCCUGGAAUCCAUCAAGAAGCGCAACAUGUCCCGAAUCGGCUGGGAAUUCACUGCCUGGACCGAUAUUCUAAGCGAUGUCAAUCUGCCAUAUCAUGAAGCUGCAGUUCGAGAAGCCCGAGAGCUUCCUGUGUCGACCUUUUCCGAGAUUCUGCGCAGUAUUGACCCGAUACAGUCUCCUGAAGCUGAUAUCGCACAUGGGCUCAACCUCACUCCGGCACAUGCGCAGUUCACCUUUCCCGGCAUGCUGCUAAACCAGUUCGGUGUGCGCAAAGUCCAUCACGGCAUCCUCCAGGGCGUUCGAACCCUCAUUGAGAUCCGCAGCCAAGCCCCGCCGUCUCACAGCCCAACGGCCGCAGACUUUGAAGUAGCCAUGAGAUGUGCCGGCGCAGCAAUGGACCAUCAACAGGCCAAGGCAUUCUGGACCGCCAUGGCAGCUCAAGGCUUGCAGGACUCUCGAUCGUCAAAGUCAUGGUCAGACUUUAUCAAGGCUCGUUUCAUGGUAGAACCCGUCUAUUACCAGUUCGACCGCUCCAGAGUUGCUUUCCUUGCGCGAGACCUGUACAGCAACCACAAUCCGCUUCCGGUAUCGAAGCUUGAACGCCUAGACAACAUCAGAUUCAGCAUCAAUGCGCUGAAGAGAGAGCCGUGGAACCGCAGACCAGAUCAGUUGGACGAAGACUUGCGGCGUCUCCUCCGCCGGCGCGCAGGCUACACGAGCUACAAGAACCACUGGAUACGCAAUCUCUACUACGGCCACGAAAUGGACGAAGAGCUACUGUGCACCUCCAUGAUUGCCUUUGCCAGGUCCAGCUCAGUCUAUUCCAUCAAGAAGCUGAUCCUGGAGAGCUACUACGGCAUCGUCGUCACCACCACCGAAGAAGGCGGCAUCCAAGUCUCCGGAGGCCGCGACUUCGCCCACAACUCCCCCCUGAAACCGACCUCCCGUCUCUUGCACGCCAUCGUCGAGGCCUUUGGAUCCAUGUCACACAUCGUCCUCGGCACGAAGCUGCUGGACUUUAUCUCCCGCCGCUACGGCAUCGCCAUCCCGCACGAGACGUGGUCUGGCCUCCUCAGCUGGACCUACGUCUCGGCCUCCAAGCCCUUCAAGCGCACCCGCGACAUCCACACCGGCAACUUAUCCACGGCCACUUCCGCCGCCGACGUCCGCCACAUCUGGGACGUCAUGACCGCAGAGCCGUACAAUAUCACACCAACACUAGCCGACCUCGACAUCUACGUCAAAACCCUCAUCAACCAGCGCUCCGUCGGCCACGCCAUCACCGCCAUCCGCACCCACGCAAUCCCCCUCUACACCUCCCUCUGCACCCGCCAUCAAACAUCCCUCGCCGACGAAGUCCUCCAGCUCGACGCCCUCUACUCCAUCUCCACCGCCCACGCCUCCUCCCUCACCUCCAGAGCAACCUUUCGCCGCCGCAAGGCCCAGCUCCUCAAAGACCACGCCCACCACACAAUCUCCUCCUGGCUCGCCCGCCUCCUAAAGUCCGCCUCCGCCACAAAAUCCCGCCAGGGCUCCCUCAUGCGCGUCCGCAUCCCGGACCUCCUCCUCGAGUUUUCCGACUUCUUCCACCACGAGAUCCGCUACCGCACCGCCCAGGGCCACGUCGUCCUGCGCCGGCCCGAAACCGACGUCACACGCCGCUUCGACUGGGACGCGGGGACUUUCCGCCGAACCUUGCCGCAGAAGAAAGCCGGUCUGUAUGCGCGAGAGUUUGAGGGCGCCAGUGAUCCCGAGUUUCCCUGGCCGCAGGUUGACAGCAUCAAGGUGUUGGAGUGGAAGAGGGUGCCGAGGAAGAGAUCUGAGUUGGCUCGUCGGCCGCCGGGCGAGGCGGCGAGGGAGUCGAGGGCGAAGGGAUGGUGGGAUGCUCUAGAAGAAGAAUUGAUGCUGUAGACUCUGUUUCCUUCUUCUUUCUUCAGGAUACAUGUACUGCAUAUAAAGGGGGUUGAUAGAUGGAUUCAUUUGUCUAUAGAAGAUUGUCUAUAAGAGCAUCUACAUAGAAGCAAAAGUAAAAAAAGAUAAAAUGAAACAACCUUAUUGAGGUAAAUCUGAAUCUCAAAUGUACAUCUCAC